Messenger RNA from Vitis vinifera (wine grape), 1069 nucleotides. Its product is annotated as tetraspanin-8. Gene Ontology annotation, biological process: auxin-activated signaling pathway. NCBI's taxonomy places the organism in Eukaryota, Viridiplantae, Streptophyta, Magnoliopsida, Vitales, Vitaceae. The transcript has 2 exons. The record is from RefSeq and is a predicted model, not a curated record. The coding region runs from base 144 to 959 and encodes 271 amino acids. Gene Ontology annotation, cellular component: plasma membrane; plasmodesma.
UUUUUAUCUCUUUCUCUCUCUAAAAAUAUAUGUUUUCUCUCCUUAAAUUUCUUCCUUCUCGCUUUUAGGGUUUCACAACAAAAUUUUCCCAGAAAAUUUGGGUGACAAAAGCGCAGAAGAAUCACAGAAGAAAGUCAUAAAAGAUGGUGCGCUUCAGCAACGUUUUAAUCGCAAUCCUCAACGUCCUCACCAUGCUCAUUGCCGUCGCCUCCCUGGCCGCCGGCAUUUAUUUUAACUUUAAUGGCGGAACCCACUGCCAGAAGUUUCUACAAAUGCCGCUUCUGGUGGUGGGUGCGUUUCUGUUUGUGGUUUCAUUGUGCGGAUUGGUCGGGUCGACGUGCAAGGUCAGCUUCCUGCUGUGGAUAUACCUGUUCGUAAUGUUUUUGAUGAUUCUGGGGCUCUUGUGCUUCACCAUAUUGGCGCUCGUGGUCACCAACAAGGGCGUGGGUCAGGUGAUAUCGAACCGAGGGUAUAAGGAGUACAGGCUUGGGGAUUACUCUAACUGGCUGCAGAAUCAUUUGGUGAAUGACAAGAACUGGGGUCGGAUCAAGAGUUGUUUGAUGGAUACUGACAUUUGCAGUCGUCUCGGGAAAGAGAUAAAUGACGAUGCUGCUGCAUUCUAUAAGAAGAAUUUGUCUCCAAUCCAGUCGGGUUGCUGCAAGCCGCCAACCUACUGUGGUUUUGAGUUCAAGAAUGCGACGUUCUGGGUGGUGCCAAAGACGGGGCCGGCGGUGGCAGACACCGACUGCAAGACAUGGAGCAACGACCAGAAGCAGCUGUGCUUUGACUGCAAAUCAUGCAGGGCAGGUCUUCUUGCCAACAUAAAGUCGCAGUGGAGGACAUUGGCUAUCUGCAACGCCUGCAUCUUUGUCGUCCUGAUCUUCAUAUACUCAGUGGGGUGCUGCGCCUUCAGGAAUAACAGAAGAGACAAAUACAAGUACCGGAGAGGCUUCCCGUAAACCCACUGGAUAUACUUUCUCGAAACGCCGACAUUGAUUAGGGUAUCUGAAACUUGAAUUUAAUUAUCAGGGCUCUUAUGUAAAUGGUUGAAGCCUGGUCUUCUCUUCUU